AUGAUCCUGUGGCAAAGCACAGAUUUAUUGAUACACUUUUAGCAUCGGGGCUAUCUUUUCCUGCCAUGAUUUUAGUAUAUACUCCAGGUAGCAACAUAGAAAAUUUUCAUUUUAUGUGCAAAACUUUUGAGACUAAUCCAGCAGUACGCUCUGAGAAAAGCCAACCUGCUAUAGAGGAAGCAAAACGAGAUGUUUCUAUUUAUCAUACAAGGGCGAUGAGGCGGGCUGUUUUUCAGAAGUUUGGCCUUGUGUCUAGUAGUGUAAAGCCAAUGAUACUUCAAUAUUUUUACCAAGAUUUAACAGGUGACCAAUCUGCCUCUGCUACCACUGAACAAUCUUAUAUAGAUAAAAGAAUCAGAGAAAUUAUGGAUAUAGAAGAUAGUGAUGUUGUGCUAGAUUUAGGUAGUGAAAAUAGCGAUCAAGAAUCCCAGUAAAAUGCAUUUUGGUCUAAGUGUCAGAAUUAUUUAAG
This is a messenger RNA of Amphimedon queenslandica, 469 nucleotides long. RefSeq lists its product as uncharacterized. The transcript has 2 exons. NCBI's taxonomy places the organism in Eukaryota, Metazoa, Porifera, Demospongiae, Haplosclerida, Niphatidae. Bases 66 to 434 code for a protein of 122 amino acids. The record is from RefSeq and is a predicted model, not a curated record.